GCACGGACAUCCUCCGAAGUCCACGUCUCGCUUCUCCAUCAUCCACUUACCUACGCUUCUUUGGCUCUCCGGUGGUGAAUCGUUAUUCCCCGCCCGCCUUCCGGUCCUCUGGCAACGAGUUAUGGGGCUGCGUGUCUCGAGCUCGAUGACGAUGGUGACGGUGAUGAUAGUAUCGAUGAUGAUGAUGGGCAUGCCGUUACGGAUGAUAGUGGCAGUCGGAGCAGAUAUGAGUUGGACAGCGCAGCAGAGAGGAGGGAAUACCGUUGCGGGAGCGGAGAGUGCGUAUGAUGACGUUGGUGAUAUGCAAGGAGCGAGACAGCUGCAGGUGGAUACUUCAUUGCCUUCUUCAUUGCCUUCAAUUGCUUUCUACAUCAUAAACACGACUCUUCUUGGAGCUCCCCGAGUGGUUUUGACAACCACUCAGCUCUUACGUCCAACAGCCCGUAACGUUGCGUGUUUUCAUUUCAUUCGGGGUGUCGUGUUUAGCUCCCAGACGGGGGUGUUCUUCUAUUUGCAGCAGGAUGCCUGCUUCGAUGGUACUGCAGGACGUGAACGCAACGCACGGUCGAUUCACAAGUGUGAUAUGCGCGGCAUGGCCGGAUCUGGGCCCGCUCAGGCCAACUCGUCCUUGCUCACUGUAGAAUGGGGGGACGAUAACGGCAACGGCACAACGCGGAGCGACCGGCAUCUCGUUCUGCCCUUAUUGGACAAAGGUCUGGCAUUCGUCAACACCACGGAUGGUUCCAGAACCACGUACGAGCUCCCCAAAUUCAAGGGUUACGCGGGUGCAUUCAAUCCUGAACGCACUAUUUUCUAUGUGGGAAAUGAUACCUGCGUUCUGUACUCCGUCAUGGAUGGGGACUCUCCGGGGAGCUUUGUCAACGCUUUCCGAAGUAAAUCGUGCUAUGGGGACUCCAGAUUCCUCUUCGGUCAUCGAAAUUUUCUCCAAGAUGGGACCUACCUAUACGCUUGGGGCAUGUCUAACAGAACAUUACUAGGUGUUGACCUCAUUAGUGGAGAGGUGGAUCAAGUAACCGAGAUCCCGGAAAUCAAAGAGCUGGGGUUGGGGGGUUCUGUGUUGACACAAGACGGAUGCAGCUUGUUCGUCGUUGCAUAUGCUGGGAAGACUAUCAUGCGGGUGGCUUUCGAUAAACCGAGAGGAAAGGUGGUCACCGUCGAGAACGUGACUACUUAUGCCUCAGGAGAUGGCUGGCUCGUGACGGUUGCUCUGGACAAUGACGACAGUCACUUGUACGUGUCUACCCGCACAGGCCAGCUGUUCGAAUUUCCAAUCAACAAGUUAGCUCUAGGCGAAUGCAUCCCAACACCGUACGCACCGACCUCGACAGAAUCAUCAUCAUCAUCAUCAUCACCAUCACCAUCACCAUCACCAUCACCAUCACCACCGUCGGCGCAAUCAACCGGUGCAUCUCCAACAGCCGGACCAAGGGGAGGUGUCAGCGUCGGCGUGCUGGCUGGCAGCCUUGUGGCGGCUUGUCUAGUCGCCUCUGUUCUUGGUGGCGCCUUUGUCGUCUUCGUUUCGCGAUCUAGAAAAUCAGCGAUGGUGGAAUCUGGGGGUAUGACUGCAAGGAUGGAUCGACGACUAGGCAACGGCAGACCGGCAGGCACAACCUCCGGAGCGAGCAAUGCGGGUUCUCUGGCGAAGUGGCCGUACGACCCGAGGUUGUAUGCAGGCCUGCCUUCUCACGAUAUUCCUCUGCCGCCGUCGGAUGACGAGGGGGGAGACGCAAGGUCGUCGACUUUGCCGUUGGGAAGUGGGUCUACGCAGGAAUGGGCGGCGACGCAGUCGUGCGGAGGCGGGCGGGUGGAGACCCCGUGGACUUACACGUCGCUGCUUAACGAGGGCUUGUGCGACGGCGACGACAAUGCAGCGGUUGAUCUGAGCUUCCAGUUGUCCAGCAGCAGCGGAGCAGCGACAAUGCACACUCGGAUCAUCAAUCCCCACCCGGGUGUGGAUUGGGCGGACAACACGCACGGCGGUGUGUGCGGGCCGCGAGACGGUGGUCUCCCUCAAUCGCUUUGUGAAGGUGGCAGUAAACGAAACGAGUCCACGUCGACCAUCGGCGGAGGAGUUUGUGCGCGUGAACAUCCAGAGUGGAUGCGGUUGUCACCUUUCGUCGCGGAGCGGAUCCGACGCUCCUUGUGCACGGCAGCGGCCGGAGGUUUUGCAUCAGGAACGCAGGCCUUGCAUCAACGUGGAACGGAGACAAUCACAAGAGGGGUGCAACGGCUCCACGAGGACGAAGGGGACGAAGCUGCUGCUGAGGAGGCCCGGGGGUGUGACGACGUUGAUGGUGGCGACGAUUGCAACGCCGACGAUUUGCCAGGCAUAAGGCCGCUGGGGAGGAAAGCGAUGAAGGGCGGAGCGACUGCGAGGAAGGGUCCCGCUGCAAAAAGUCGACGGAAUAAGAAAAUGGAUGACGACACGGGCCGGAGCGAUGGCGAGGGCGGCCGGAAUUUCUGGUCGGUGGGAGACACGAUCGCACUCAUCAGGGCAAGAAGGGACCAAGAUCUGUAUAUCGCCGGCAUGGGCACUAGUUUCGCCCGCAUGAAAACGAGGGAGUGGAAGUGGGAGGACGUGCGGGCGAGGUUGCAGUCGAUGGGCGUGACGAGGGAUGCUUUCGACUGCGGGAAGAAAUGGGACAACUUGAUGCAGCAAUUCAAGAAGGUCCACAAGUUCCAGAACCUCUCCGGCGGGAAAGACUACUUCAAGAUUGCAUCGAAGGAGAGGCGGUCGGAGGGCUUCAGCUUUGUCAUGGACCAAAGCGUGUACGAUGAAAUGGAGGCCAUGACGAAGGGGGAUCACACGAUCCACCCGAAAAAAUUGGCGGACACGGGGGCGGCCGGUGGGGUUCAGAUGUCGGCAGGCGCUGGGGCUGUAGGUGACACCAUGGGCAGUGAGGGUGGAGGGGACGCAGCCGAUGAGGAGCAGGGGUCGACGAGAGACUCCACAUUCAGCGCGGGGAGCGGCGGCGGUUAUGGGAAGAGGAAGAACAUGCGGCAACAAACCUUUGAGGCCGUCGCCGACGUCAUGGAAAAGCAUGGUGCGCUUAUGGCGAGCACAAUGGACAGCGCGAGCAAGCGGCAAUGCUCGAUGAUGUCACGUCAGUGCAAAAUCCUGGAGAGCGAAGUGGAAGUGAAGAGGAAACAUUAUGCUGCGGCGGACGAGGCGAACAGAAUGAUGCAUAGCCACAAACGGUCAUUGACGGAGGCAGAAGGUAUGUCUACGCGAGGCGGCGCCCGUGGGAAGAAGCGGGAAAACAUCCCCGCGGACAUGCAGGGGCUGGAAAGGGGUCAGCGGCAUGUCCCAAAGGCGAAGAGGCUCCGUUCAGAAGAACCAUCAGCAAGCCUCCCUCCUCGGCAAGGGCGAACUUGGACGGCAGCCAACGAGGAGGAAGAUGACGACGUGUUCACGACGGAGGAGGAAGCAGCAGAGGAGAACGUGACAGCGCCUCGGGGAAGCACUCUUCAACGGUCAGGUGAUCAGAGCGGUGCGAGAAGAUUAGCGACGCCCCCUCCGGAGGCGCAACAAGUUCGUGCGCACAACACCCAGAAGGCGAAGGAGGUUGUCGUCGAUGUCGGCAGCGAGGACGACGAGCCGUUGGAGAGCCGUAGACAACGCAAUGUGACACAAGGUGGCACGGCGACGGCAGGGCGAAAACUGUACAACAUCAUCCACGAAAUGCGGGAGUACUUUGUCGCCAUCGCUUGCGGAAUGCAAACGCCCCCCGUGCCCAGGAGCGUCAUCAUGCCAAAAUCAUCGACAACCGUCAUAAGGAUUGCGGAUCCCGCACAACUGGAGCAGGCGAUCGCGCGCGCGAUGGCAGCGAAGAAUAUCGCUUUGCGCGUCUUGCAUAGAUGGGUCUUCAAGUCCGGGAACCGUCCCCGAGGAUUCAAUGUCGCUUUCCAGUAUGCGUUGGAGUCGGUGGCGACGGACAUUGCACGCGUCAUGUGGAACGGCGAGGAGUGGAGUAACGUCGUUAGCGUGCCCGUUUGCGCGCACACAAUCGACAUGAACAUGGACCUGCCUUUGUGGUUCGAGGGCACGAACAUCGAAGACAGGCCGGAAGAUGACGACAUGGCGGUGCACUUGGAGUCAACCGUCAUAUGCAUGGCGCAUGCGUUUCGUGCCGCGGUGCAAAUGGGUGGCAUCGUCGACGGUGGUUUCAUCUCGCACGAGCGUCUGUCUAGAAUAGCGGAUCGCUUCAGAUUGAUGUUGGCUGCUUGCAUGUGGUUGAUGCGCAUGGCGGGAGACGAUGCGCGCAGCCAAUAUGAAGUUUUUUACUUCGCAAAGCUCGUCGCGAAGCCCACGCUCGUCGCGUCCAUUCAUCGCGCUUUCGAUCAUCGACGAUCCAUCAUCCGAGUCACGAACGCCACCACGGAGAGACUGGGGAAGGUGAACGCAACACUCGGAGAGUACCCGAAGUACAUCCCCGACUAGGCUUCCUACGGCAUCGUCUUUGGGCAAGAUGCGA
Messenger RNA from Chara braunii, 4496 nucleotides. NCBI's taxonomy places the organism in Eukaryota, Viridiplantae, Streptophyta, Charophyceae, Charales, Characeae. The record is from the annotation of a GenBank genome assembly.